AUGACAGACGUUAAACAACAACAAACAGCCAAGAAAAACUUAUGGCUUCCAUUAGAAUCCAAUCCUGAUGUUAUGAAUGAGUAUAUUCAUAAGUUGGGAGCUUCUAAUUCAUGGGCUUAUACUGAUGUUUGGGCCUCUAACACUGACACAAUUGAAAUUGGUGAUGGACCACUUAAACGAUUAUUAGAUAAAAGUAAAGAUUUAACACCAGAUGAGCGAGCUAAAGUUUUAGAAGAAAAUGAAGAAUUAGCAAAAAUUCAUCAAAGUCAAGCAUUAUCUGGUCAGACUCGAGUGCCAGGUGAGCAUGAGGAUGUAAAUUUACAUUUUACGUGUUUUAUUGAAAAAAAUGGAACACUUUAUGAGUUGGAUGGAAGAAAACCAUUUCCCAUCAGUCAUGGACCAUCUACUGAUUUAUUACAGGAUGCUACCAAAGUGAUUAAAAAAGAAUUUAUGGAACGAGAAGUUGGAAAUUUGCAAUUUACAGUUAUAGCACUUGCUCCAAAUCAAAAUCCCUCGUAA
This is a messenger RNA of Entrophospora candida, 519 nucleotides long. The record is from the annotation of a GenBank genome assembly. Lineage: Eukaryota; Fungi; Glomeromycota; Glomeromycetes; Entrophosporales; Entrophosporaceae.